Notothenia coriiceps (black rockcod) is the source of this 5675-nucleotide messenger RNA. RefSeq lists its product as uncharacterized. Lineage: Eukaryota; Metazoa; Chordata; Actinopteri; Perciformes; Nototheniidae. The record is from RefSeq and is a predicted model, not a curated record. Bases 41 to 5380 code for a protein of 1779 amino acids. The transcript has 2 exons.
UGUUCUUUUUUAUUCAAAUGCAGAAGACACAGGAAAGCCAAUGUCACCUGACCCUGAGUCAGAAUAUACAUCCCCGGGCCCAAAGUUAUCUAGUGUUUCAAGAUGUGAUUUGCAGGAGCCAGGGAUCUCUGUGGAAGAGUAUAGACCUGACACUAAAGAUAAUAAAGAUGUGUCGGACUCAUUAGAACUAGAGGUUGAGGAGAAACCAAUGUCACCUGAUUCUGAAUCAGAGUUUAGGCCUUUCUCACCUGCAUCACUAAUGUUCAUUUCAAAUAUCAGAUCACCCUGUUCUGAAUCAUCUGACUCUCUGAAUGCAUUUACAGCUCUUUCACCCGACUCACCUAUUCCAGACUUUAGACAGGUACUUCAAGAGUCCCCAAACACAUUCACACAUUAUAGAUCCCCUUCACCGGAAUCAGUGCUGUGGGAUUUUGAAGAGGAAAAUGAGUCAUCUUUCCCAAUGGUCACAGAAUGUCGAUCUUCUCCUGAUUCCUUUGUAUCUCUGAGUAAGUACAGAAGACUUUCUCCUGACUCUCCUAUACCUGACUUCAGACAGGCUUUGCUAGAAACACAUACUGAGUUUAAUGCUUUCAGUCCAUUUUCACCUGAAUCAGUGGCCUCAGAAAGAGAAUGUAGUCCUUUGAUUCAACGAAUGUUUGAUUUUGAGGAAAGAGCAGAAUCCCCUCUAUCCGGGGUGUCUGACGCUGAUCUUAGAUGUCUGUCUCCUGAUUCUCCAGUGCCCCAGUACACUGUGGGUGCACCAACUAUGUCUGGAGCAAGAUACAAAUCCACAUCACCUGGUUCAGUAUUUUCUGAGGAGGAUUUGGAGGAUGAUUUGUGUAUCCCUUGGCUUUUUGAGGACAGAGCAGCAUCUCCUGGUUUAGCCACAUCCCAUUAUAAACUUAGACCUCUUUCACCAGACUCACCCAUUCCUGACUUUUCACAAACACUGCCAGAGUCAUCUUUGUCCCAUAUGUGUUCAAGGUCUUCUUCACCUGAGUCAGAGUUGUCUGAUUUUGAUGAGGACAUUGAGAUAUCUUUCCCAAUGGUCAUAGAAGACCGAUCUUCUCCGGAGUCCUUAGAGUCUCUGAGUAAAUAUAGAAGACUUCCUCCUGAUUCUCCUGUACCUGACUUCAGAAAGGAUUUGCCAGAGACAUAUUCAGAGUGUAAUGCUUACAGGUCAUUGUCACCGGAGUCAGAGGCUGCAGAAACAGAACAUACUCCUUUGAUUCCACAGAUGUUUGAUUUAGAGCAAAGAGCAGAAUCUCCUCUAUCCGGGGUGUCGGAUGCUGAUCUUAGAUGUUUGUCUCCGGAUUCUCCAGUACCCCAGUACAUUAUGAGUGGACCCACUAUGUUAGGAGUAAGAUACGGAUCCACAUCACCUGGUUCAGUAUUUUCUGAGGAGGAUUUGGAGACCAGUUUGUGCAUCCCUUGGCUUUUUGAGGACAGAGCAGCAUCCCCUGGUUCUGCUGCACCCAAAGAGGAAUUUAGACCUCUUUCACCAGACUCACCCAUACCUGAUUUUACACAUGCACUACAAGAGACAUCCAUAUCACAUAUGUAUUCAAGGUGUUCUUCACCUGAGUCAGUGUUGUCUCAUUUUGAUGAGGACAUUGAGAUAUCUUUCCCAAUGGCCAUAGAAGACAGAUCUUCUCCUGAGUCUUUAGCAUCUUUGAGUAAAUACAAAAGACUUUCUCCUGAUUCUCCUAUACCUGACUUCAGAAAGGCUUUGCCAGAGACAUAUUCAGAGUUUAAUGCUUACAAAUCAUUGUCACCUUGGUCAUUAUAUUCAGAUGAGGAUUUAGAUACUGAUUUGUGUAUCCCUUGGCUUUUUGAGGACAGAGCAGCAUCUCCUGGUUCAGCCACAUCCCUUUAUGAACUUAGACCUCUUUCACCAGACUCACCCAUUCCUGACUUUUCACAAACACUGCCAGAGUCCAUAUCACAAAUGUGUUCAAGGUCUUCUUCACCUCAUUCUGUUUUGUCAGAUUUGGAAAUAGAACUGACAUUCCAACAUUUCUUGGAAAGCAGACCUUCAUCUCCUGAAUCUCAAGACUCAAUCAGACUUUCACCUGAUUCACCUUUACCUGACUUUAUGCAACCAAUGUUUGGAUUACAUGAACAUGUUUGUGGACAUGGGUCAUCAUCACCUGAGUCAAUGUGUUCAGAAAUAGAACACAUUGGUAUAAGCCUAGGAUCACUAGUUUAUGACAAUAGACCAUCUUCACCUGGCUCAGGGGCAUCUGGAGAUGAAUACCAGGCCCUCUCAUCAGACUCUCCUUUACCUGAGUACAGACCAGCAAUGUGUGAACGUGUUAUUGUGAAUGUUGGCUAUAGAUCAUCCUCCCCUGAAUCCACUGAAUCUGAAAUUGAGUAUGCGUUGAGUGAGUUGUUGAUGCCCAUCAAUUAUAGUGUAGAGGAUAGGCCAGAUUCUCCUGAAUCACUAGGAUCAGAAGUACAAGAUAAUGAAUUAAAACCCCUAUCAUCUGAUUCGCCAAUACCUGACUUGACAAAGACAUUUGAAAAGAAUAUGAUGACUGUGAGAGACAUAUCAACCACUGUAUUUUUAGGUUCAGAUGAUUUGUCACAAACUUGUACAGUAGUGAGGUCGGCAUCCCCAGAGACUUUUGAAUCAGAUAAAGGAGAUCCUGUUUUAUCAACAACAAUGGCACCUUUUUCCCCUGAGAAUUCGGCCACUCUGGCAGCUGAGUAUAAUAGCACUUGUGAUGCAGAACUGUGGAAGCUGAUUUCUCAAUUGCAUGAUCCUCAGUAUGUGGGGAAAACGUUUAGCCAUGAAACAGGGUUUAUGCAAUGUAUUGGCAGCACGAUAGAAAAUGAAAGGAGUGUUCCAGAUGAUGAACAAGAUAAUACAUUUGAAGGUAAAAAUGAGCAUGACGUCACAGUAAAUGCUUCAGAGGGGACACAUAUAUUUACUUCCUCAGCCAAAGCUGGCUUUCUUUGCACUUCAAGUGCACAGGUCAUAUCAGAAAUAUCUCUUUCACAAUCUGACCAACUUGUUUCAGAGUCACCUCCACCAGUGAUAGAACACAUUUGGUCUUCAGGAGCAGCUCCAUACAGACGGACAAAGUACACAUUUGAAAAACCUUCCCCCGAGGUACAUACAGAGUCUGAUGAUCAUUGGGUCGUUAAAUCUGUAUCUGACUCAGACGAUGAUGAUCUACGUGAUUCACCAGAAUCCUUGAUAGACUACAGACCCAUAUCCCCCGAUUCAGUCAUGGUGAUAGAAUCGAGACCAUCAUCACCAGAAUCUGUAUCAUCAGUCAAUGAAUUUAGACGCCUCUUACCAGAUUCCCCGAUACCUGAAUUUACAAUGUUUUUGCCAGAAUAUGUAACGUUUCUCAGAUCAGCAUCAUCUUCACCUGAAACUUUAGCAUCAGAUAUAGAUUAUGCGCAAUUUGAAAAUAUGGAAUUUCAGUUUGAAGAAUGCAGGCCAUCAUCUCCAGGGUAUUCACUCUUAGAGGAGGAAGAUGAGAGAGAACGGCCAUUGUCGUCUCAGUCUCUGCCUGAAUACAGGCCCAUGUCACUUGAAUCAGCUAUGCAAAUAGACCAAAGAGCAUCAUCUCCUGAAUCGAUGCCUGAGUUUAAUGAGAACAGAUCGCUUUCUCCAGACUCCCCCAUUCCCCAGUUCACUGUGCCAUUGGAGUACACUAUUACACAUAGGUCAUCAUCACCUGACUCCACGGGUUCAGAUUCAGAGUGUGAGCUAAUGGUCUCGUCUUCAAGAGAUGCUGAGACAGACAGACCAUCCUCACGUGAAUCCAUGUCAUCGCCCAAUGAGUUCAGUCAACUAAUGCCAGACUCACCGGUACCUGAUUUUAUGAGAAUAUUGUCUUCUUAUUUUAUUGACGCUACCCUUGUUGAUAGAUCUUCCUCACCAGUGUCUUUUUCAUCAGACUCUGAGUUUGUUGCUUUACCUAUUGAUUGUUGGAUUGAUGAUAGCCCAAGGCCACUGAACCCUCAAAUUGUUGACUCAGAAGACGAAUUAGCUUUUUGCUGUGAGGAUACUGAACCUUUGAGUCAUGUGACACAUUGUGAAACUUUAUUACCCAGUCAGUCUUUAUCAUUACUUAACAAAGGUCCAUUGGCUGAAUUAUUAUCACUACUUCCAAUCAGUGAGAAAAAAUCGAAGGAAGAAAAUAUCAAUCCUGACUCGCAAAAGAUGACUGGACCAGAGGUGUUGUCAAAAGAAGGGACACAGCAUGAAUCAGAAGCUGAAAGUAUCUCAACUUCAGGAACCGCGGUUUGUGAGGAAGACUUCCAAAAGGACUUUUCUGUGAAACCAUCGCCAGUUCAAGAUCCACAAAGAGAGGAAAAGAAGAUCCAACUCAUCCAUGCUGGAGAACUAAAGAAGACGACAGGCUCUCAAAGGGCUCCUCCUCAGAUACUAGAGGAACCACAUUUUCUUACAGAUGAUAAGCAAAGCACACCUUUGUCUGCUACAACACUGACAGAAGACUCAAGGAAAAUAGGUCUGGUGUUCGAUGAUGACAAGCCAAUGAAAUCAAUCCCCCUACAGCUACCUGAGCAGAACAUACACACCACCCACAGAACUGUUACUCCAGUUCUCCCUGCAUCGGAGAAUAUAUCACGUUUAAUGUCGGAUAGGCCCCAAGGGCCCUCAGGGGCUGAGUUCUCCCCUGAUAAAGAGCAGUCCAGUGAGCUUUUUUCACCUAUGUCCGCUCAGCUUUUGGUACCUCCAGAUUUUGAAGCAGUAUUUUCAGGACAUCAAACCCUGAGAGUUUCUGAAUCGAGCCAAGCUUCGUUGAAUGAUUUGAGUCCAGUAUCUUCAGUGUUCAGUGACUCAAUUUCAGCUCAAGUUGGGACUGAAGCCACCUCCAAAGGAGAGUCUGAAUAUCUACAAGACUUUGAGUUUUCCCCAGAUUUUAACAGAGUCGUCUCAGAAUUUGAGAAAACAGCCUCAGAAUUUGAAUCAGGGCAUCCAAAGGUCCUACCAAAAGAACUCAGGAAGGGAUCGGAUUCUCCGCAGCACUCUGACUCAGAUGGGGAAUUCUUUGACUGCAAGCAAGCCUUCUCUGACAACUCGGAACCAGAUGAAAUGAAACUCAAACAUGAGAUUACCUAUCAUAUCUCUGAACCCCCGUCCCCAAUGCCUGGGAGUCGCUCUGAUCUCUGCUUCCUGAAAGGCAGCCCUGAAUACACUGCUCACUCUUUCCUCGGGGUGGAAGAUUACAAGCGCUUCUCUUCUGGCAGUGUAAGUUUCGGGGAACUUACUUAUGAUUCAGAGGGUUCGCGGGAGUAUCAAACAGAAGGAAAUCUCCCAGUGUGUGAAGAGCUUCCUUCCAGAGAUCAGGCAGGGUAUUACGAUGAUGAUGACUUCCUAGGAAGGGUAAGAGGUUGAGCAUGAGCACAGUGCUGCACUGGCUUUUUUCUUGCCUGGCCAGAUUGGUUGGUGUUAAGCUGCAUUCAAGAUUCAGAAAAAAAAUAACGUGUGGACUUAACCUUAAUGAGGCUGACGAAUGCUUUUGUGUGCAUGAGUGCCUAAACCCUUCAAGAAAAUAACUAAAUUGUGAAGACUAUAACGAGUUGAUGAAUUUAGUAUUGUGUCAUAGAUGGCUGAAAAGUUUUGGUGUUUGUUGUGAUUGGUUGCAGUCACAGAUCUUGGACUCAGCAUUGGCGACAUUAACAUAUUCCUG